Camelina sativa (false flax) is the source of this 2553-nucleotide messenger RNA. The record is from RefSeq and is a predicted model, not a curated record. NCBI's taxonomy places the organism in Eukaryota, Viridiplantae, Streptophyta, Magnoliopsida, Brassicales, Brassicaceae.
AUGGAUGAGGCAUAUAAGCUACAAUCUGUAUGGUAUCAUCAUGAAGAAUUGAAUUCAGCGGUUGAAGGUGACAGUGACAGCAGAUUCAACAAGUGGAAUGAUGAGAUUUUUAGGUUAUAUGAAGCAGCUGAUGAGUUUAUGGUUGACGAGUUUGGUAAUAUGGUUGACUUAGGUGAUAGUGGAGAGGUUGAAGAGAAGAAAAAAUAUGAUUUUCUUGCAAAACUUGCAGAUGCUGAAACACCCUUGUAUCCAAGUAAGCUCUCGGCUAUAGUAACACUAUUCAGAAUCAAGUCACAGAACGGUUGGUCUGAUAAGAGCUUCAAUGACCUGCUAGAAACAUUGUUGAAGAUGUUACCAAAGGAUAAUGUGCUACACACAUCACUGUACGAGAUGAAGAAAUUUCUGAAAUCAUUUGACAUUGGUUACCAGAAGAUUCAUGCAUGCGUCAAUGAUUGUUCUCUAUUCAGAAAAAAGUACAAGACGCUUGAUAAGUGUCCUAAAUGCAAGACUUCUAGGUGGAAGACUAACAUGCAACCUGGUGAAGUAAACAAAGGUGUUCCACAGAAAGUAUUAAGAUACUUUCCGAUUAUACCAAGGCUGAAGAGAAUGUUCAGAUCAGAGAAAACAGCCAAGGAUUUAAGAUGGCAUUUCACUAACAAGAGCAGUGAUGGAAAACUUCGACACCCUGUAGAUUCAGUUACUUGGAAUCAUAUGAACGACAAGUAUCCUUCUUUUGCAGCUGAAGAAAGAAACAUGCGGCUUGGACUUUCCAUAGAUGGAUUUAAUCCAUAUAAUAUGAAGAACACCAAGUAUAGUUGUUGGCCUGUUUUGCUAGUAAACUACAAUUUGCCACCGGAUUUGUGUAUGAAGAAUGAGAACAUCAUGCUUACGCUAUUGAUUCCUGGACCACAACAACCUGGAUGCAAAGUAAAGGGUCAAAUGGGCUGUCCUUUAUGUGGGAAAAAUACAAACAGCAUGUGGUUAAAGUUCAGCCGAAAACAUGUCUACAUGAGUCAUAGAAAGGGUUUGCCACCAACACAUAGUUUCAGAGGAAAGAAGUCGUGGUUUGAUGUGAGGAUAUUAUCCACUGAUUUAUCUGAGGAUGAAGAUGAGGAAAUAGAAGUAGACGAGGAUGAGUUAUCUAGAUGGAAGAAAAGAUCUAUUUUUUUCAAUCUACCUUAUUGGGAGAAUCUUCCGGUAUGGCAUAACUUAGACGUAAUGCAUGUGGAGAGAAAUGUGGCUGCAAGUAUUGUAUCUACUUUGCUACAUUGUGGGAAAUCAAAAGAUGGUCUUCAGGCACGUAAGGAUCUGGAAUAUCUGGGUAUUAGAAAGGAUUUGCAUCCUAAAACAAAAGGAAAAAUAACAUACCUUCCAGCAGCUCCUAGGUCAUUGUCGAAGACAGAGAAGAAAGUCUUUUGUAGGCGAAUUUUUGACUUCAAAGGACCAGAUGGCUACUGUUCAGACAUAUCGAAAGGUGUAUCAUUAGAUGACUGUAAGAUCACCGGUCUGAAAUCACACGAUUAUCAUGUCUUAAUGAAACAGCUACUUCCUAUUGCACUUAGAGGUUUGUUACCAAAAGGUCCUAGGAUAGCAAUUGUAACCUUAUGCAAAUUCUACAACCAGUUGUGUCAGCGAGUAAUUGAUAGAGAGCAGCUUUUGGUAAUGGAAGCUGAGAUCGUUGGAAUGCUCUGCAUGUAUAUGAUGGUUCUUAAAGAUUUUGUAAGAAACCCGGCAAAACCUGAGGGGUGUAUGGCCGAGUCAUAUCUCGUUGAAGAAUGCAUUCACUUUUGUAGUGAAUUUUUGAAGAAGACUACAAAUGUAGAGGAAAAACUAGAUAGAAACACUGAAUAUGAGAAUAGUUCUAUACUAGAGGGUCGCCCAAUAUCUGUAAGCACUUCAAUUACUCUUACUGAAAUGGAGACGAAAAUUGCCCACCUUGUUGUUAUACAAAACGUGGCUAUUGUUGAUCCUUAUGUCGAUGAGCACCUUCAGUACCUUCAAGACUCAAAUGGGAGAUGUAGAUCUGAUGCAUCACAUUUAUGGAAGAUGCAUACAGAAAAGUUUGUGGAUUGGCUAAAAAAAAAGAUCUCGCUUGAUUCAGAUAUACAUGAAGAAACACUUAAAUGGUUGGCUUAUGGUCCACGUAGUUCUACUCGGUCGUAUACAGGAUAUAUUGUUAAUGGGCAACGGUUUCACACUAGUUCAGUUGAUAGGAAAAGUCAGAAUAGUGGGAUCUUGUAUGAGGCUACAGCAGUAUGUAGGUCUAGUGCGAAAGACACCUCACAAGUAGUUGUUAUGGUCUCAUACUACGGCAGAUUAACAGAUAUUAUACUGCUGGAUUAUAAUGUUUUUUACGUUCCUCUAUUCCGGUGUCAAUGGGCAGUAAUGGGCAAUGGAGUGAAGGUAGAUGAUGGUUUCACACUAGUUAACCUGAAUCAUAGUCAGAUCUCAUUCUUAAGAGAUCCAUAUAUUUUAGCUUCGCAAGCAAAGCAAGUGUUCUACUCAAGGGAAGACGAGACAUCAAGUUGGUAUGUUGUUAUGAGAGGUCCUUGA